CACGUGAACCGUCCACGCGAUUCCGGCUUUUCUCGGGAGGCUGUCAGCCCCGCCCACCCACCUCUCAGCUCCCGCGCUGUUGGCUGCGCAGCUUCCAGGUGUCCGCUCUUCUGGUGAGACGGGGUCGGGAGACGCUCUCCUCAGCUCCUUGCCUGGGUGGGCAAGUCAGGCUCUAGGGCCAGCAGAAAUCCUCGUUUAAGGGUCCCACCGAGUUCCCCGGUCAGAGUGCGGCAGCUGAGCAGGGCGGCUGCUUGGGACUACUGCUCGGGCGCUACAGAAAGCCUUCUUGGAAUGUGACAUGUUAUCACUUUGGGACCGUGGGCCAGCUGCUCCUGACGUGGCCACAUGAAGGCUCAGACUGUUCCAGUCUCUGAACUGAAGAGAACCAACACUGUUAGCAUAUCUCUCACCACCAUGAAUGCAAGGUAUUUCAAUGAAGAGUAUCAGGAGGACAUCUACAAAUCUCAGACCGGCAUGUGCAAGCUCUGAGGAAUGGGAAUAACCCAGUGUAUCUGGGUGACCUUUGGAGAAAGCUGAGACAGAGCUACAACACGGCAGUGGCUGACACCCAACUCAUAGCCCAUCUUCUCCAGGCUCCAGUGUCUCCUGCAAUGGGACUCCCUGCUGAGCACUCCCUCAUCUCCAACACCAAGGCCACUGAAUGCCUCCUCACCCACAUUCAGAUCAGUUAAGAAAUCGAUGGCAGUGGAUGUGAACUUCAGCAGACAUGUGGCCGAGUGGCAUCAGAGCUGAGUGAUGGACGAUCUGCAGUCCCAGAACCUCUCCAUGGACAUGACCGACUCCUCCCCUGCCUUGGCCAAUAACAGACUGGAGAACGGCAUGGCCCAGCUGAUCACCACUGAGGCCUGGAACAUCAACUCCACCGACCUGGUAAAGAAGGCCCUGGUGACCGUGCCGGCCCCGUCCAUUCUGAACCCCCCGGCUGAGUCCCAGAGCGGCAUGGCUCUGAAGGUAGCGGCCACCGUGCUUCAGCCCCUGUGCCUCGGGGAGAGCCCGGUGGUGAUGCCCAUUCACAUGCAGGUGGAGGGCAGCCCCGCGCCUGAGCUCAACCCUAACGGCAACGCCACUUACGUCAUGACCACACAGGGCCCCGUGCAGCUGCCGGUGGUGCUGGAGCAGCACGUCUUCCAGCACCUCAACUCCCCUCUGGUCCUGCCACAGGAGGCCCCGUGCUCCUCCAGCGCCAUCCACAGCAACCUCUUCCAGGGAGCCGAGGACCCCGAGGCCCAGCCCCAGCUCCUGGACCUCAGGAUCCCCAGCCAGCCGCAGGAGCCCACGUUGCCCUUCGAAGCCGUGCUCCAGAAUUUGUUUCCUUCGCAGGGCGCUCUCGGCCCUCCACCCUGUCAGCCUCCGCCGGGAUACGCCCCUGUGCCCCCCCAGCCCUUUAACUCCCCCUUGUCCCCCCUGGUCCCGCCAGCCACCCUCUUGGUUCCCUACCCUGUGAUCGUCCCCUUGCCUGUGCCGGUCCCCAUUCCCAUCCCCAUCCCAGUGCCUCAGAGUUCUGAAUCCAAGUUCAGCCCCAGCUUCCGAAAGCCGCCAUCUUCCUUCGGCCUACACCCGUUUAAAGGCACUCAGACCCCUCUCCAGAAGGAGGAACUGAAGCCCUUCGACCUCCUCCCGCCGAGGGAGUACUUCCAGCUCGGCCGCCACACCGUCAUCAAGAUGGGGAGUGAGAACGAGGCCCUGGAUCUCUCCAUGAAGUCGGUGCCCUGGCUCAAGGCUGGCGAAGUCAGUCCCCCGAUGUGCCAGGAAGAUGCAGCCCUAGACCUGUCACUGGCAGCCCACCGGAAAUCUGAGCCCCCCCCUGAGACAUUGUAUGACAGCAGCGGGUCAGCGGACAGCCCAGGUCACACUGUGAUGGAGAAACUUCCCAGUGGCACGGAAGUGCCCUUUGCCCCUGCCACGCCCCACGAGGCCUCAGCCGCGAUGGAUAGUCACAUGGGCAGCAGCGUUGCCGCCGAGCCACCCAGCCAGCCCAGCAGUGAGGUCAAGGCUGAAAAUAACAUUGAGAUUGUGAGCGAGUCCCAGGCGGCCAAGGUGAUCGUCUCCGUGGAAGACACUGUGCCUACCAUCUUCUGUGGCAAGAUCAAAGGCCUCUCGGGGGUGUCCACCAAAAACUUCUCCUUCAAAAGAGAAGACUCCAUGCUUCAGGGCUAUGACAUCAACAGCCCAGGAGAAGAGUCCAUGGGAAACGCGGAGCCCCUUAGGAAACCCGUCAAAAACCGGAGCAUAAAGUUAAAGAAAGUGAACUCCCAGGAAAUACACAUGCUCCCAAUCAAAAAACAACGGCUGGCCACCUUUUUUCCAAGGAAGUAAAUAACGGCUUUUUAAAAUUUUUAUGAUUAUAAUAUGGGGAAAGGUGCAUUGGUUUUAUAAAAAGGCAUUUAAAACAAAUUAUCUUUGUUAAUUAUUUUGGGGAGUAGCUGGGAAGCGGGAAGGCAAAUUGGCUCUAAGCAAGUUUCAUUUUCUUUUUUAAUUUUUGACUUUUCACAAAUGAGUAAAUAAGAGCAACCUAUUUUUCAAGCAGAUUGCACAUUUUUUUGCAGCUUUAAUGGAAUAUUGGGUGAAUCAGAGGGGUAAAAAAGCUAUUUUCAUUGCCACAAAGUGCUUUGAUGAUGUAAUACCUAAUGAAGGGUAGGAUGAAUAUUUCACAAUAAAUGUUUGUUUGCACUAA
Molecule: messenger RNA, 2695 nt
Organism: Globicephala melas (long-finned pilot whale)
Lineage: Eukaryota; Metazoa; Chordata; Mammalia; Artiodactyla; Delphinidae
Gene: RAI2
Product: retinoic acid induced 2
Biological process (GO): animal organ development
Cellular component (GO): nucleus
Source: RefSeq, a predicted model, not a curated record